This is a messenger RNA of Lottia gigantea (owl limpet), 840 nucleotides long. RefSeq lists its product as hypothetical. Bases 13 to 840 code for a protein of 275 amino acids. The record is from RefSeq and is a predicted model, not a curated record. The transcript has 3 exons. Gene Ontology annotation, molecular function: zinc ion binding. NCBI's taxonomy places the organism in Eukaryota, Metazoa, Mollusca, Gastropoda, Lottiidae.
AUUCGAUACAAGAUGGCGUCCAUCGAUAAAUUGAGAAAAUUGAAACUAACUGAUUUGAGAGUUCUUGCAAUCGAGAAAGGGAUAGAUGCCAAUGGUAAAAAGAAACAGGAGUUGAUAGAAGACUUGUUAAACAGCCAGGUUCCAACUUCGGUUUUGACACCCGUACAUAACCAGUCAACGCCCGUUAUCAAUCCAACGCCAACCAAGUCUGCCACCAACGUCAACGAUAAAGAGAACCUGCCUCCCUUUCAUCGAGUCAAAUAUCUGCCGCAACUACCUUAUGUAAAAGUUUUGUUUACGAUGAUUUACGACUUCCUGAUAACGAGAGCAACAGAGUCAGGUGGAAGUGCUAAUAAUUUUAAAGGACUUGACAAGGCAGUCAAACAUCAUGAUGCAGGAGACGUGAAAAACAUUUCACAUGCAAAGGUCAAUGAUACAACAAUGUAUGUGAGAGCUCUGUGUCAGGCAUCCAUGAAGAAGAUGAACUACCAAGUUUUUAUUUGUUUCUCAAAGGAAAAUGAAGAGCAACAUUCCAUAGACUACGCUUAUUGUCAGUGUCCAAUUGGGGCAGCACAAGCUUGUAGCCAUAUCGGAGCUCUGUUGUUUGCUUUGAAAGAUCUAUGUCCACAAUCUGUAACAGGUGCAUCAUGUACAUCUACCCUUUGUACCUGGAAUGUUCCUCGAGGAGAAGCCAAACCCCUUCCAGUCAGUGCAUUCAACCGGGGAAAUGAAGACAGUAAUUUUGACCCAAGGCAUAGUUUGGACAGACAGAAUGAUAUGGAAAAGACCUUAACUGCACUACAAGGUCUAAAAGAGAUUUUCCCCAGAACAGGUAAAUGA